AUGUCUGCUCAACUUGGCACCAAGGAGAAACAAUCGUGUCGUAAAAAAGCUCCAGCUACCAGAUCCUUCGCAACAGAGACAAAAGAAAGGAAAUGCUUCUAUUGUGAGGACAGUCAUUUAGUACAGACAUGCCCCCAGUUAUCAUCCAAACCCCUUAAGGAGAGACAGGACUUUGUACGAUCAAACGCGCUGUGCUGGGGCUGUCUUCAUAAGGGACACAGAUCAAAGGACUGUAAGUCACGCCUGCAGUGUAAAGUCUGCAGCAAGAACCACCCGACUCUGUUGCAUAUGGAGAGAUCUGAACCGGCAAAGACGACCAGGAAUCUGGAGAAAGCUGACGAGAAAUCUACCAAGACCACCGACAGAAAAGAUGUGGAAACGGCCUUCAACCGGAGGAGUCGGACCAAUGCAGCGGUAGGAUGCAAGAGCUCGAUGAUCGUCCCAGUCUGGUUGUCCCACAAAGAUCAUCCCCACUCAGAGAUUAUGACCUACGCUAUGUUAGAUACACAGUCCGACACAACGUUUAUCCUGGAAAGCCUUCGACAGGAACUUGGUGUUGAUGGGACCAUCACUAAGCUAAAACUGUCCACAAUGAGUGCUCAAAACCAUCUGAUAGAGACUGUUAAGGUGAAAAAUUUGUUAGUUAGAGGAUUAACAUCGGAUUCUGAAGAAUGA
Molecule: messenger RNA, 675 nt
Organism: Lineus longissimus
Lineage: Eukaryota; Metazoa; Nemertea; Pilidiophora; Heteronemertea; Lineidae
Exons: 1
Coding region: 1-675 (224 amino acids)
Molecular function (GO): nucleic acid binding; zinc ion binding
Source: RefSeq, a predicted model, not a curated record